Messenger RNA from Uloborus diversus, 1976 nucleotides. RefSeq names its product dipeptidyl peptidase 1-like. The record is from RefSeq and is a predicted model, not a curated record. Lineage: Eukaryota; Metazoa; Arthropoda; Arachnida; Araneae; Uloboridae. Gene Ontology annotation, molecular function: cysteine-type endopeptidase activity. Gene Ontology annotation, cellular component: lysosome.
GAGAGAGAGAGAGAGAGAGAGAAAAGAACCACAGUCUGGACUGGAGCUGCCCUUCCUUAUCUCGGCGAUCAUCAGCUAUUACAUUGUUGAUCAGAUCAGCAUCAUCGGCUGCCAGAGAUAUGGUAUGAGACUGUGACAGAAAGAACAGAACUCGCGUUGGUAGAGCUGCAGCUCCCUGUGAAGCAACAAUAAUUGAUAAUUGCUCCAACUGGACAGGAAACUGAGUGGCGAUGAGGCGUCUGUGUUUUCUGGUUGCUUUGUUGGUGUGUUCGGGAUAUGUGGAUGCGGACACUCCUGCCAACUGCACCUACGAGGAUAUCAGGGGAGAAUGGAUAUUCGUCGAGGGGAGACGGGAGUUCGAUUCUGGUGUCAACUGCACUGGUUUCGAUGGUCCUGCCACUCAUACUGUGAGACUGCGACUUCAGUUCCCGAACGUGGUUGUCGAUGCAGCCGGAAACAAAGGUUACUGGACCAUCGUGUAUAACCAAGGGUUCGAGGUGGUCAUCAACUAUAGGAAGUACUUCGCCUUUUCCCUCUACGAGCAGGAUCCCGAUGGGAAAGCUUCAGCCCGCUGUGACAGGACGCUGCCCGGAUGGAGUCAUGACGUCCUAGGCAAGAACUGGGCCUGCUACAUCGGCCGCAAGGUUCGAGGGAAAACCCUACCGAAAGUCUACGAAAGAAAUGAGCUGUACGACUACAGCACUCUUCGAUCCACUUUCUACCACAGCAAUGCUUACGUCGAUUUCAUCAAUCGAGUCCAGAAGUCGUGGAGAGCUAAGGUUUACCCUGAGCUGGACAACAUGUCGCCAACGGAUCUCCUCAGAAGGGCAGGAGGUGUUAGAUCGCGCAUAGAUAGCUUACAACCAUCUCGCCACCCAAGGCCUCCACUUAUUCUGACAAAGAUGUCGAAGGUCUCACCCACCUUACCUGCAGAAUUCGAUUGGAGAAACGUAAGCGGAAUCAACUACGUAUCGCCGGUCAGAAAUCAAGGCAGUUGUGGAAGCUGCUACGCAUUUUCUUCUUUGGCGAUGUUGGAGUCCCGCCUUCGUAUUAUGACGAAUAAUUCCUUGAAAGUAACAUUCUCACCUCAAGACAUUGUCAGCUGCUCCGAUUAUUCGCAAGGUUGCGAAGGCGGUUUCCCAUAUGCUAUAGCUGGUAAAUAUGCCCAGGAUUUCGGAGUAGUACCGGAAGAUUGUUUCCCUUAUGAAGGGCACGACGGAGAUUGCAAUGCGAAGAAAUGCAAAAGAUAUUAUGUGGCUCGAUACAAGUACGUAGGAGGAUACUUCGGUGGAUGCAACGAAGAGCUCAUGAAACUAGACUUGCUGCAGAAUGGACCAUUGACAGUUGCAUUCGAGGUGUAUCCCGACUUCAUGAACUACGCCGGUGGCAUCUACCACCACACGGGCGUCGGUGCCAGAUUCAAUCCGUUCUACCUGGUGAAUCAUGGAGUGUUGAUCACAGGUUAUGGGAUCAGCAACGAAUCAGGAGAGAAGUUCUGGAUCGUCAAAAACAGUUGGGGAACAGGUUGGGGGGAGAACGGCUACUUUCGAAUAAGGCGGGGCACCAACGAAUGUAACAUAGAGAGCAUGGCUGUUUCUGCGAUACCAAUACCCUAAAAGAUUAUUUAAAUAAAUUGAAAUAUGUUGCUUACAUUUAUGUUAAGCAAAAUAUUUUACUGAAUCUAAUGCAAUUAAACCUGUCAAUAUAACAAUAUUUUCCGUUGACAAAAUUUUCAUCCUUGUCUUUCUUGCAACAAAUACAGAAACUCAGACUCGGGGAAAAAAAAGUAUUGAAAGAUUUUGAAUACCUUAUGAAAUUCAAUAUUUUCUUCUAUUAUUUAUUUAAAUAGAAAUGUGGGUGUUGAAACUUUGCUUUGAAGAAAAUAUAAGUUACUAAUGCAGAACAAUUCAAUGUAAUCAGAAUUUUGUUGUUUUAUGUUGUACCUCUUUUGUAAAUUAAAAAUUGUUGCAAAAUAA